AACCAGUUUUGAACAUUUUGUUUUCAUAAAUGUUUUCUUUUGAUCCCGUUGGUUUUCGUUUGGUUUUCGUCCUAGCGUUUCCGAUUUUCCUCUUCCCGAAUUUCAAUUUGUGAAUUGUGAAAGCUCUUUGACUUGGUGGGUUUAUCUCAUGCUUGAUCUUUAAGAAUCUUGGAUGGGUUAUUAUUAAGUCCUUAGAUAAGGUGGCCUGUUAUUAAUUUGCCUUCCCAUGUGACCAGAAAUAAAAUGAUGUUAGAUCAUGCUGGUUCAGAUCAGUCAUGGGCUAUUAUUUUUGCUAUAAUGAUUCAUGUUCAGUCAGGCACGUAGAUAGGUAGGAUAAAUCUCUAGCUGUACAGCUGAGUACUUGUAAAGCUAUCAGCUGCCAGUUGAAAAUGGCAGCACGUGCUUUCCGCUGGCGAAGGCCUUACACAGUAAUCCUCUCAGCUGUUGGCCUACUGAUGUUAUGUGAUCUGUUUGGGGUGUUCAGACAUAUGUUUGAACUUGAUUAUGAUACCCAUUUCACAUACCCACUAGAUAGUGAGGUUAAUUUCUAUGUAAAUUUGAUGCUAAGUGGCCAGCAGUCACCAGUCACUCCCCUGGAGUCACACCAGUUUCGAUACCUGAUCGAUCCACGGGAGCGAUGCAGUGGGCAGAGACCCCUGCGGCUGUUGAUCGCCAUAAAGUCUGCACCGGACCACGUGGAGCGGCGGCGCGUUAUUCGACAAACGUGGGCUGAGCUACGCACCGACGUGCGUCACGUAUUCCUGCUUGGCACGCGCGCUGGCAAUUACGAAUUGCAACGGACCGUGCGCCGUGAAGUGGAAGAAUACAAUGACAUCGUGCAGGCCUACUUCCAAGACUCUUACUACAAUAACACUCUGAAGACGAUGAGUGGGUUCCGCUGGGCGAUAGAGCGGUGCGCCGAUGCCGAGCACACGCUGUUCGUCGAUGACGACAUGUACGUGUCGGUGCCGAACGUUCUGCGGCUGGCGGCGCAGCGGGCCGAGUACCCGGCGCCGGAGGGCAGUACGGCCGCCGCCGCCGCCGUGCCGCAGCCGGACUCACCGCUGCUGGUCGGCUACGUGUUCCCGGCGUCCUCGCCUCACCGCCAUCGGUUCAGCAAGUGGUUUGUGCCUCUGCAGGAGUAUCCCUUCAGUCGGUGGCCGCCCUACUGUACGGCCGGCGCCUACGUGGUGUCUCGCUCGGCCCUGCGAAGGCUUCUCUACACGAGCUACUACACGAAAAUGUUCAGGUUUGAUGACAUCUACCUGGGCCUGGUGGCGCAGAAGGCCGGAGUAAAGCCACUGCACACCGACUACAUCCACUUCUGGGAGCAGACCUACAGCCCGGACGAAUUUCGGCACGUGGUGGCCGCUCACGGCUUCCACGAUCCGAGUCGGCUGCUGGCCGUCUGGAGCGAGCAGCAUAAGCUCGGCAACGCCUGACAACUUCACUGGUGAUGUACCGCCUCUUCCUGUCUAUUUGAAUCGUGUGAUACUACACCGUGGACAGACGACCAAGCGAGACUUAUGAAGGGUCGUGUUUUAUAGUUUGCUAGACUACACGAUAGUCGAUACGAGACUUGAAGCGGCGGGUACCGGCUCAGUGGUGUGAAGACGCUUAUCGGAGGAUGGUCUUAAAUGUAUACGUACCUUGUAAACGAUCGACAGUGCGGGGUAGUCCACUCGAUGAUAAUAAUGGGUCUUAACUAUUGGAGUAAAGCGUUGCGAGGUAACGUGAUCUCCAUGAAUUCCACUGAAGUGAGGAAGUGUGCCGAUGCUGACCAGUUACCCGUUGAUAUGGUGGUGUCGACGAUACGUGUGCCUAGCAAGAAUGCCGCUCGGCUCAUACAAGUUCUAACGUGAGAUUGGUAUAAUCAUCUGCUUACGUGCUAUGAGCGAGUGUUUGCAUUAUCGUUUGAAAGUUGUUAUGGCAUAAAUGCUAGUCAUAGACCUACUAUUCAGGGUGUGAGGAAACCUUGAAAUCGCAGUGUGACAUGAUGCUAGGUCUUCCGUCGUCCCCAAAGAUGUGUUGUUACCCGAGUUGCAGUUGACCUCUGCGUUCGAAGAUCUCAAAUACCUACUGCAUUGCCGCGUUUCCGUAUUGUCUUAGAGGCUCGAUUGGUGACAGAAUCAAGUUCAGACUGUGAUUGGGGUGUUUUCAAGCGUGUAUAAACUGAACUGUGCUAGCUUUAUCAUCCGAACUAUAAUUAUUGCGUUUCUGUUUUUGCAUUGUUAGUUCCGUGUGAACAAUUCAUAUUUGACAGGGGAAAAUAAAGUUAAUGAAAGC
Amphibalanus amphitrite is the source of this 2286-nucleotide messenger RNA. Its product is annotated as beta-1,3-galactosyltransferase brn-like. The transcript has 3 exons. Gene Ontology annotation, cellular component: membrane. The record is from RefSeq and is a predicted model, not a curated record. Lineage: Eukaryota; Metazoa; Arthropoda; Thecostraca; Balanomorpha; Balanidae. The coding region runs from base 390 to 1442 and encodes 350 amino acids. Gene Ontology annotation, molecular function: UDP-glycosyltransferase activity; hexosyltransferase activity.